Diaporthe citri is the source of this 1617-nucleotide messenger RNA. RefSeq lists its product as uncharacterized. NCBI's taxonomy places the organism in Eukaryota, Fungi, Ascomycota, Sordariomycetes, Diaporthales, Diaporthaceae. Bases 1 to 1617 code for a protein of 538 amino acids. Gene Ontology annotation, molecular function: oxidoreductase activity, acting on paired donors, with incorporation or reduction of molecular oxygen; iron ion binding; heme binding. The transcript has a single exon. The record is from RefSeq and is a predicted model, not a curated record.
AUGGCGUCCCCGAUCUUCGCAGUCACCCUCUUCCUCCUCUCCGUCCUAGCCACCUAUUGCUACCUCCUGCAUCCCAUCUUCAUAUCGCCAUUGCGCAAUAUCCCACCAGCCCACUGGAGCGCGCCCAUCUCCCGAUUCUGGAUCCUGUACACACGCCGCCGCCGCAACGAGAACACCACCAUCCAUGCCCUCCACCAACGCCUCGGGCCCCUGGUGCGGCUCGGCCCGAGCGAGAUCUCAGUGAACUGCGUAGACGGCGGCAUACGCACCAUCUACGGCGGCGGCUACGAAAAGGGCGACUGGUACGCCGUGUACAAGAACUACGGCAUGAACAACAUAUUCUCGUCGCUGCCGCACGGCCCGCACAGCGCGAGGAAGCGCACGCUGAGCAACGUGUACGCCAAGUCGACGAUACGGUCCAGCGCGGCGUUCCACGGCAUCACCGAGGUCCUGCUGUGCCACCGGAUGCUUCCGAGGUUGCACGAGGCCUCGGGCAGGGCCGUCGAGGCGUACGAGCUCUUCUCGGGUGUGGCGAUGGACGCUAUCACGGGCUAUUGUUUCGGGUUGAGGCAGUCGAGCAAUUUCAUCGAGGAUUCGGAGCAUUGCAAGCGGUGGGUGGUCGACUACAAGGCCAGGCAGGCGUUCAUAUUCUGGCCGCAGGAGAUGCCGGGUCUCACGGCGUUCGCGAAGGCUUGGGGAGUCAGGCAUUGGCUGGUGCCCAAGUGGGUAGACGUUGCCAACGAUAACAUUGCGUCGUGGGUUUUGGGCCUGUGCGACAAGGCGGAGGAAGCACACGCGGACAGGGAUCGGGUGGAUGCCAGGGACCGGGCGACGGUCUUCAACCAGCUGCGGGGCGUGAUAAAGAAGUCCAAUGGAGACGAGACCGACUCGCCCCUCACCGCGGACGAGAGGCUGGAGAUAGCCUCCGAGCUCCUAGACGAAGUCCUCGCCGGCUUCGACACCACGGGUAUCACCAUGACGUUCCUGGCGUGGCAGCUGUCCAAGCCGGAGCACAAGGGGGUCCAGCAGGCCCUGCGGGAGGAGCUCCGGGAAAAUCAAGCAAUGUACCACCCGAUCAAAGGCGACACAAGCGCUGCUGACAGCCCCGACUUCAAGACCCUCGACAGCCUCCCCAUGCUCCACGCCAUCGUGAUGGAGUCGCUGCGCCUGCACGCCGCCAUCCCGGGCUGCCAGCCACGGAUCACGCCCGAGGGCGCAGAGGUCGGACCCGCGGGGUCGAGCGUCAAGGGCCUGCCCGCCGACGUGCGCGUUAACUCGUACGGGUACUCGCUGCACCUCAACGAGGAUGUGUUCCCCCAGCCAGGGAAGUGGGAGCCGCGGCGGUGGCUCGACGCGCAUGGCGGGAUCGACGGGGGCGGGGAGAAGGCGAGUUGGUUCUGGGCAUUUGGGAGCGGCGGGCGCAUGUGCAUUGGUUCCAAUCUCGCGAUGAUUGACAUGAAGAGCAUCGUGGCUGCUAUCUGGGGCAACUUUGAGACGAGUAUCGUCGAUGAUGCUGGGAUGAUUCCGAAGGGGGGAUACACCUGUGAACCUCUGGGGUCGCCAGAGGGUAAUUAUCUUUUGCUGAACUUCCAGCCACUGCAGAAGGGCAACAUGUAG